This is a messenger RNA of Amphiprion ocellaris (clown anemonefish), 3979 nucleotides long. It is a transcript of the gene mettl13, whose product is annotated as methyltransferase 13, eEF1A lysine and N-terminal methyltransferase. The transcript is spliced from 9 exons. The coding region runs from base 89 to 2170 and encodes 693 amino acids. The record is from RefSeq and is a predicted model, not a curated record. Lineage: Eukaryota; Metazoa; Chordata; Actinopteri; Pomacentridae.
GUCCGGGUGGAAAAGGGAGUACAGAGGGGCCAUGUGGAGAAGAGCCUGAAAUCAAGUCCUGUACGCUAAAUAUUUGGACUGAACCGCGAUGAGUCUUUUACCUCGAACCGCCGAGGAGUUCAGCUCUGCAGAGUACUGGGAGAGGUUUUUUAAGAAGCACGGAGAGAAAGCUUUUGAAUGGUAUGGAGACUACAACAAACUCUGUGGCGUGCUGCAUAAAUACAUCAAAGUGCAAGACAAGGUGCUGGUGGUUGGUUGUGGUAGCUCAGAGUUGAGUGAACAGCUGUAUGAUGUCGGCUACAAACAUAUCACCAAUAUAGACAUCAGUGAGACAGUGGUGACCCACAUGACCCAGAGAAAUGCCGAGCGCAGACCAGGUCUCGCCUUUCAUCAAGUGGAUGCUACACAAACCCCAUAUGAAGACGCCAGCUACCAGGCUGCUCUGGACAAGGCCACCCUGGAUGCAGUGGCAUCUGAAGAGGAAGGAACUUUGGCCAGGAACAUGCUCACUGAGGUGGGCCGUGUGCUAAAAGUCGGUGGGCGGUACGUCUGUGUGACAUUGGCUCAGGAGAGUGUCAUAAAGUUAGUAGUGGAUCAUUUCGUUCAGCUUGGGUGGGCGGUGAGGCUCCACUGCCUGCAGGAAGAAACUGGGCCAGAUGAAGACUCCUUUGCUCUGCCUGUGUUUGUUCUGGUCUGCACCAAGUUCCGUCAGCCGAUGCCCAUGCCCAUUCUAGAGAUGUGCCUCGGAGAGGAUGGAGCCCCGGUCCGUCACACACAGGUGUCAGAGCUAUUGUCGGCUGUGAAGGAACAUCAGGCUUAUUUUGUCUUGAGAAAGAGGCUCCGCACAGGCACUGAUGCCAGCUCAAACCUCUCGCUAACUCUCUGCCACGCCAAGACCGGCCUUCCCAGAUACACUCUCACAAUACAAGAUUCCCUCCCUGGCGCCAAAGUGCCAAGACCAAACCAGUUUGCUAUAUUUAUUGUGCCUCAGGGGAGUGAGACAGCUUGGCUCUACAGCUCCACUGAGGGCCGAAGGCAGCUGGCAGCCAGUGCUAACUUUCGGCGCCUGGUCAUAGUUGCAAUGCACAGGAAUCAGGAGUACAAAGACAUGCAAGCUGUCCAGUCAGAACUCUCACCUAUGGUGAUGGAUUUGGCUCCCCCAGGCAUGCCAGCCAACCAUCAGGUGCCCUUUCUGUCAGUGGGAGGUGACCUUGGUUGGCGAGAGGAGGUCAGCAGGGGUGUGAGUCAGCUGAGUGGGGAGUUUAUUGUGGAGAACGUCAAAGGAGAAGAUGGAGAACUGUAUCGCAGACUUGUGUUCAUGUCUAACGCUGCCCUUGUCCAGUCAGAGAGCCGUCUUGUCUCAUCAAAUACUGUCUCAAGUCAAAAGAAAAAGAACAAAAAGAAAUCCAAGGCAACAGCUGCUCCAGUAACAUCCUCAUCCCCUCUGUCAGUGGACAGUGGCUUCCUCUGCUGCGCUCAUCAUGAAGUCAUGGUGGCUGGUCUUGCUUUGCUUGGUCUGGGAUUGCCAAAGAACAAAGAUGUCCCAGUGUCAGUGCUUCUGGUGGGGCUCGGUGGAGGAGGCCUGCCUCAGUUCCUGCGGGACUUUGUGCCCAGUGUCACUGUUGAGGUUGUAGAACUGGACCCUGAUGUUCUGGAAGUUGCAAAGACGUGGUUCGGGUUCCAACCAGAUGAUCGUUUGACUGUCACUCUUGGGGAUGGCCUUGAACGAAUCUGUGCUUUGGAGAAAGAAGGUGGUCGAUUGUUCGAUGCCAUCAUGUUCGAUGUAGACAAUAAAGAUAGCACUUUGGGUAUGAGCUGUCCUCCGGCUGCUUUUGUAGAAACACCCAUCCUGCAGAAAGUCUCCAGCUUGCUAACUCCCAGAGGUCUGUUCAUACUGAACCUUGCAUGCCGUGACUCGGCCCUGAGGAAGAGUGUGCUUGAGCGUGUGAAUGGUGUGUUUCCCACCAUCCUCUCUCAAAAGAUCGACGAGGAGAUCAAUGAAGUCCUUCUGUGCUCUUGUGGAGACAAAGAGACAUCGGAUAGCAUCCUUCCAUCCUUGAACCAAGCAGCUAAGAAUCUGCAGAGUGCUCUGAACUCUAACAGGAUUGAACCCAACCGCAGACCUCACAUAGACAUUGCAGAGUUGUUAAAAAACCUGAAAGUUGCGUAAAGUUCUUGUGUGUGACCAAGGGAGGCUGGUUUUAAUCGCGUACCAGGACUGUUUGAGAUAAUAUCAAUGACAUAAUGAAAUAUGAGAGAUACUGCUUUGGUCUUUGCUUUUCAGUGCAGUGUAGUGAAGAGUGUAUAUGUAUACAUGGGCAUUGAUUCCAGGGUGAAUGCAGAGAUUAAUCAAUAUUUGGAGCGCAUGCAUUUGUCCCAGCCAGUAAAAUCAUAAAAAAAGCAGAAAACCAUUAUUUUGAAAAGCUGUUAUAAGCUUACUCUUAGAGCCAAUAACACCUAUGAGGCAUGUUGGACACUGAAAUCUUAUGGCUGUGCAGAGAAUUUUGAAGCAGAAAUGAAUUAUUUCAAAUGACAAUAAAAAAAAAAACAUUGAGCAAAAGCCACAAACAAUAAAUGCCAACAUAGCAAUAAAAGAGAAAUCCAUGGCUUUUGCUUAUAGAAACAGAUUUAACUAUGCUAAAAAAUUGUGGGAAUUACCAAUGAGACAAAUAAAGUAAAACCUUUAUAUAAAUAAUGGUUUUUCCACCAUAAAUGGUACAAAUUGGCAGAAAUUGGUGCAUAAAAUUCACCAGAAUGAAGUGUUUCAUGAUCAAUUUAAUGUGCCCCCGUACAUUGUUUCAAAUAAACCCCUGUACAAUGCCCAUAAAAAAUAUUUUCUAUACUUCCCGGAUUCAUUUCACCCUCUGUCUUUAUAAGCCACUAAGAAACCAGCUGCUGUGAAGCAUCCCAAUGUCAUGAUGCUGCCACCGCCAUGCUUAAUGGUGGGGAUGAUGUGUUUGUGAUGUGCAGUGUUUGAGGUCUACCAGAACAAAUCAUCUAGUCUGACUGCCAGAAAGGUACAUUUUGGGCUCAUCAGACCAAAGAAUCUUCUUUCAGUUGCCUUCAGUCUCCCCCAUGCCUUCUGGUGAACUCUAGCUGAGAUUAAUUGAAAGCUUUUUUCAACAGUGACUUUUUUUUGCAACUCUGUUAUGAAGCUUGACUAUUAAAGGACAUGGGCAACAGUUUUUGUAUGUACAGCCACUGAAGCUUGUAACUCCUUCAGAGGAGUCAUAGUUGUCUUGGUGACCUCGAUCACUAAUCUCUUUCUGGCAUAGACAGCUUGCUCAAAACAGCUUUACACAUACGCUAUAUCCCUUCCAUUUCUUGGUCAUAGAUUUAACUGGAGUUCAAAUGAUACAAUGUGACCUUGAAAUUUUCUUGCGUCCAUCCCCUGACUAAUGCUUUUCAGUAACCAUAUCACAGUCUUGCUUGAAGUUUCUUUUGUCUUCACUGUGUAGUUGCAGCCAGGACUAGUGAUUCACCAGGGACUGGACCUUCCAGACGCAGGUGUCUUUAUACUACAUUCACCUGAGACCCGUUCACUGCACUCAGAUUUUCUAAUUCCACUAAUUGUGAGACUUCUGGUACCAUUUGGUUGCGCCUGUGUUGAAUGAGGUGAGUCACUUUAAAGGGGGUAAAUAAUUACAGAAGCACUUAUUUUACAUUUUUGAUUCACAUUAUUUUGAAGAAAUCCCUUUCACCUUUGACAUGAAAGCAUUUUUUAAAAAUUCUUUGAAGAAAAGCCAAAUUGAUCAUUAUUCAAUGUUGAAAAGAAACAAAAAGGAAAAACUCUAAAGCUGAAAUAAUACUUUUUAAAUGCAAUGCAUGUUUAUAGAAACAAUCACAAGACCUUUCUGACUGCAUUUUGAUGGAGUGAUUUUACAAAAAUGCCUUCUGUUAAAUAUUUGAGUAAGUAUUAUUGUUGUUGCUGUUGCAUUACUUCACCAUUAAAUGCAGCCUUUACUUUCUUUUUCAUGUG